Messenger RNA from Centruroides sculpturatus (bark scorpion), 2744 nucleotides. RefSeq lists its product as uncharacterized. The record is from RefSeq and is a predicted model, not a curated record. The coding region runs from base 1614 to 2444 and encodes 276 amino acids. Lineage: Eukaryota; Metazoa; Arthropoda; Arachnida; Scorpiones; Buthidae. The transcript has a single exon.
AUAUGGUCGAAUGGAUGCGAUGAUGCUCCUUUAUACAUUUGCACUUUGCUCCCAAUCAUUGUCUAACUCACAAAGUUCAUCUGUCAAAUUUUCCAUAGUUGAAAGGAUGUGCUUUAGAUCGGCUGUUUUCAUAACUCUUGGAGUUUCUUCUUUGUUUUCUUCCUUCUCUGACUAUUCACGAUCUAAUUCUUUGUAUAAUUCUUCUAAGUCUUCAUUUGAGAGUGGCUGAUCAUGGGCUUCUAAAAGUUCUGUCACAUUUUCAGUUGUAACAUCUUCCAAUCCCAUAUCACGUGCAAGUCUGGUAAUGUCUUCAAUUAAAUUCGCUUGAUGUGCUACUUCUUCAAAAUCGUGCAUGAAUGCUGGCAGAAGUUUAGGCCAAACUCCAUUUAAGCAUUUUGCUGAAACUUCAUCCCAAGCCGACUUGAUGUUUUUAAUACCUUUUCAAAAUAUUGAAAGAUCACCAAUAGUCUUUAACUGUUUUGUCUGAAGUGUCUAAAACUCUCAUCAUUUCCAUAAAUGUAUUAUAGAGAUAAUAAGCUUUAAAGGUUGCAAUAACCCCCUGAUCCAUUGGUUGCAAAAGAGGUGUUGUAUUGGGAAGCAUGUAAACAACCUUGACAUCCAAUGGUGUUCUUAUUUCAUCAAGGUUUUGAGGAUGUCCUGGAACAUCAUCCAAGAGAAGUGCCUUGGGUGGUAAUUUAUUUUUUUCACAAAAGCAAAGCACAGUAGGGCAAAAAUAACUUGUGUAUCAAUCUGUGAAAACAUCUUUUAUGACCCAAGCUUUCUUGUUCCAUUUCCAGUAAACUGGCAACAUGUCUUUAUUUAGACCCUUUAAAGCACAUGGUGUCUGUGAAUGAUAUACUAACAUUGGUUUAAGUUUCAAAGUUCCUGAAACAUUGGAUCCCAACAAAAGAGUUAAACUUUCUUUUGCAACUUUAAAACCUGGAGCGGAACGUUCUCAUGAAGAACUCACAAGAAAUAAAAGUUUGUGCUGGUAACUUUUUCCAAUAAAGCCCAGUCUUAUCAAAAUUGAAGAUCAGGUCUGGAGAAUAGUUGCCUUGUUCUACAUAACCCUGAAAUUCCUUAGGAAAAGCAGCCGCCACCGCAACAUCUGCACUUGCUGUUUCACCACAUAAUUCUACACUACAACAGUUACUUCAGGGUUUAAAUCUCAUAAACCAACCCUUGCUUCCCAAAAUAGUUUCUUCACCUCCAUCUGUCUCCUUAAGAUUAUCAAAAAUUGAUUUUGCUUUUUCAGUUAUAGCAGCUUGAGUCAAGAGAAUGAUUUUUUGAUUUGUAUCAUCCACCCAUAACAAUAGCAAUUUUUCCAUUUUUUCAAAAAUUUUACCUCUACUGUAACUCGCAUGUUUUACAUUUACUGCCGUAGACUGUUGAGCAAAGUGUUUAAUUUUAUCUGCAUUUUUCAUAAUGGUAGUAACAGUCGAUGGAGGUAAGUUCAAAGAUCUACAAUAAUUUACUUUGUAAAAAUUGGGCAGAUUAUCUCUAGCUCUUUCAGGCCAAACAAGGGCGUUCCUCAAGGUUCAAUCCUGGGUCUACUGCUUUUCAAUAUAUAUAUUAAUGACUUGUUUAACUAUAUACCAAAAGAGAAUAUAUUGAUGUACGCUGAUGAUCUAGUGAUAACUUAUGCUCAUACGAACGUUAUAAUUCUUCAGGAGAAUUUAAAUCACAUUUUAAAAAUUUUAAACAGUUAUAUGGAAAACAAUGGAUUAGUAAUUAACAAAAAUAAAACUAAAUUCCUCUGCUUUGCAAAUAGGAAUAAAAUAAUCAAUCCACAUCACUUAAAUAUUAAAAUAACUGAUUAUAACAUAGAAAAAGUAAAUGCUAUUAAGUUUUUGGGAGUGACUUUUGAUGACAAUCUGCACUGGAAUAAACAUAUAGAUGAUGUUGCACUUUCCCUGGCAAAGUAUACUGGGAUAAAUAAGAAAAUUCAAGCUUUUUUAAGCACAUCACUCUUGAAACAGCUGUACCACACUUGUAUCGAAUCUAGAAUAAGAUACGGUAUCGCUGUAUGGGGAACCGCAUCUUUAUACGCUGUUAACAAACUUCAGAUAGCACAAAAUCGUUACAUGCGUUCAAUUUAUAAUUUAAACUUUAUGGAAUCAGUAUCCAAACUCUACCGCACUGAAAAUAUUGACAAAAUUAGUGAUAUUUACAAGAAACAGAUUCUAUUGGAGGGCUUCAAAUAUAUAAAGGAAAAAAAAGAAAAUAGCUUCCUUGGAAUUGGUAUAAGUGAAUGUCGCAAAUCAACACGAGAUACUCGUAUAAUUCGUGAAUAUAGUCUUCCAAUUGUUAAACUAGAGGUGGGGAGAUCUGCACUGAUCUUUCAAUUAAUCUUCUAUUGGAAUAGUCUGUACAACAAUCUACGUAAUAUAUUGAGUUACGAAAUCUUCAGAAAAAAUGUAAAAAAACCGGAAAAAAAAACUUAAGACUCAACGAUAUUUGUUGUUAAUUAAUUUUCUUUCUUAGCUCGCGUCCUGUUUUUGUUUGUUUGUUUUGAUUUCUUGUUAAGAUGCUUGUAAAAUGCCAACCUGGCCAGUGUCUUUUGAGAAAAUAAAAUAAAAUAAAAAUAAAUACAGACAUUGGGGCGUGUUUGUCCAUUUUCCAUUUGUCGAAUAACUUCCAUUUUUGUUUCUAGGGAGAUAGAUUGCUGUGCCUUCUUAACAUGUUUAGAUAACUCUGGUGUACUUCUUUUAUCUGACAUAAUAAUCCUCCUUUAUUCUUGUACA